This is a messenger RNA of Hypoxylon fragiforme, 1837 nucleotides long. Its product is annotated as pyruvate dehydrogenase E1 component beta subunit mitochondrial precursor. Bases 294 to 1421 code for a protein of 375 amino acids. NCBI's taxonomy places the organism in Eukaryota, Fungi, Ascomycota, Sordariomycetes, Xylariales, Hypoxylaceae. The transcript has 2 exons. Gene Ontology annotation, biological process: pyruvate decarboxylation to acetyl-CoA. The record is from RefSeq and is a predicted model, not a curated record. Gene Ontology annotation, molecular function: pyruvate dehydrogenase (acetyl-transferring) activity.
GCUCCUAUUAUAUCCGAGAAAAAAAGUUGGGAGAAAGAAAUCGCGAAUUGGCAGCAGCAAAAAAUCUCCCCCCAAAAAAUUAAGGCUGACGGAGAAAAUCGCUCUCUUUUCACCUGCCCGCCAUAAACCGUCCACCAUUUAAAAUCAAUUUCCAAAAAAUACCAAAACAACAAACCACGCCAACUUUGAGUUAGUCGGCUGUGAGUUUGGUCUGAAUUCAAUUCAAUUCCCUUGUACCUUUUUUCAAUUCCCCCGUACCGCUUCGCCGUCUUGUCCCGUCCACAUCAGUCAACAUGUCCCGUUAUCUACGUCCGGCAGCUCGACUAGCUGCCUCUGCCCGCACUGCGGCAGCUCCCCGAGCCCUUCCCCGUUUCGCCCCUGCCUCGUUCGCCAUCUCACAACGAAGAACGUUCGCCGAUGUCAAGGGAACUAAGGAUUACACUGUCCGUGAUGCCCUUAACGAAGCUAUGGCCGAAGAGCUAGAGGCAAACGAAAAAGUCUUUGUGAUGGGUGAAGAAGUUGCUCAGUACAACGGCGCAUACAAGGUCACAAAAGGGCUGCUAGAUCGAUUUGGAGACAAGAGAGUUAUUGAUACCCCAAUUACGGAGAGUGGUUUCUGUGGUUUGGCCGUUGGUGCUGCGCUGAGCGGUUUGGCUCCUAUAUGCGAGUUCAUGACGUUCAACUUCGCCAUGCAAGCUAUCGACCAGAUCGUCAACAGUGCCGCCAAAACACUAUACAUGUCCGGUGGUAUUCAACCCUGCAACAUCACCUUCCGCGGUCCCAACGGUUUCGCCUCCGGCGUCGGCGCGCAGCACUCUCAAGAUUACAGCGCAUGGUACGGUUCUAUUCCCGGUCUCAAGGUCGUUUCUCCCUAUUCCGCCGAAGACGCCAAGGGCCUCCUGAAGGCUGCUAUCCGCGAUCCCAACCCCGUCGUUUUCCUCGAGAACGAGCUGAUGUAUGGUGUCUCUUUCCCCAUGUCCGAGGCAGCGCAGAAGGACGACUUCGUCAUCCCGUUCGGCAAGGCCAAGAUCGAGCGCCAGGGCAAGGAUCUAACUAUCGUCUCUCUCUCUCGCACCGUCGGUCAGUGCUUGGUCGCGGCGGAGGCCCUGAAGAAGAACUACGGUGUUGAGGCUGAGGUUAUCAACUUGCGAUCGGUAAAGCCUCUUGAUGUAGAGACUAUUAUCAAGUCGGUUAAGAAGACCCACCGCCUUAUCUCAGUCGAGUCCGGAUUCCCCUUCGCUGGUAUGGGUGCUGAGAUUCUGGCCACCACCAUGGAAUACGGCUUCGACUACCUAGAUGCCCCGGCCCAACGCAUCACCGGCGCCGAGGUCCCUACGCCGUACGCCCAGGGUCUCGAGCAGAUGAGCUUCCCGACCGAGCAACUGAUUGAGAAAUUCGCCGCGAAGCUCCUUCGUGUAUAAAGAAAGGAAAUGGGAAAAUAUACAUAGAAGGUGGGGGGGAGGGGUAAGGGGGAUGGAUGGAUUAUUCGAAUGACAUGAGCAUGCAUGAGCAAUGUACAAUAUUAAUCAUUUACUACCCGGUACCUGGACCCAUUGUCAUCUGGACUGGAUUAGGUGUCUCGAAGAUGGCGGAGUCAUCAUUGCCAUAGCAAAAAAAGGGAUACAUUGAUUUUAGAAAACUCUUGUCUGGUAUUUGGUCUGGCAUCUGCCCCGUAUACCCAACCCAGGAGUCUCGUGUCCCUUUCAAAUGCUGAUCAUAGACCUGCUUGCCUGCCGACGUACAUGUAUCUAUCUACAUACCUGCCCACCUCUUUAAGUACUUAAUUGCAUCGGUUUGUGCUUAUACGAUGCGUAUAGAGUAGAGUUUUCUCCGGUGG